Molecule: messenger RNA, 1437 nt
Organism: Schistosoma intercalatum
Lineage: Eukaryota; Metazoa; Platyhelminthes; Trematoda; Strigeidida; Schistosomatidae
Source: the annotation of a GenBank genome assembly
AUGCUUUCAGGGCGAAAUAGUAAGUUGAUUUUUUCCCUAAGAUCCCCACAUAUCUACACUUAUAUAAUAAAAUGUCUUGAUAACUUAGUAUUUAUCACUUGCGUCAUCCAUGGUCUUGGCCUAUAUUUACCUAGAUAUUCUAUGAUGAUUAAUCCCAUCAAAUGUAUUCAUCCAAUUGUUUAUUGGGGUCAGUCGGAAGAAUAUGUAUUUCUUUCUAUUAAAGUAGCCAAUGCAAAUGUUGAUUCGAUUGUUAUCAACCAAGAAGACUUUAUGUUUUCUGCAAUGGGCACUGGAGCUGAUGGUGUUAAUAAAUAUGAAUUUUCUAUCUCAUAUUAUCUCCCUAUAAUCCCUGAAGAAAGUCGAUAUGUCGUUACAAGUUUAUCUGUUAAUGUUAAAUUACGAAAAGAACUUAAAGAUUCAUGGUCAAGGUUAACGUUAGGAAAUCAGCGUCUACCUUGGGUUCGUCCUGAUUUCGAUCGUUAUCAGUUUAAUGACUCUGAUUUGGAAAAUAAUGAAGAAGAAUGUCUCAAUGUUAACGUUGUACAUCCAUCAAAAGAGGAGAGAGAUAAGCAUAAUGCAGAACAAAUGAUGCUUAUUGAUGCAGAAGAAUGGGAGGCAUUUUUGAAUCUGAUUAAAAAUCCUUUGACAAUUUAUUUAUUCCUCUUUAAUGUCGUUCAAUUCGCCGGUUAUCUUUAUGUUUGUGGAGCUUUGGUCUAUGGAUUAAUGCAGUAUAAAGAAGUGCAUAAAAUACCAUUUUAUGAAUGGAUUAUCGAUAGAUUAGUUUUUGUGCAAAUUUUAUCAAUUUUGGAACCGUUGCAUGCUUCAUUAGGUUGGAUUCGUGGUGGGAGUGCCUUACCUUCAGUUUUUCAGUUGUUUGGUCGUUCCCUUGUUUUGUUUUGUAUUGUAUUGCCACAUGCUGAAUUCCAUUCUGCGUCUACAACUUAUUGGCUUUUCUUUUCAUGGAGUCUCAUCGAAGUUGUUAGAUAUUCAUAUUACAUUUUAUCAUUAUUAAGUUUUCGAAAUGGACUUAUCACUUAUUUACGUCAUACAUUUUGGAUAAUAUUAUAUCCUAUUGGAUUUAUAUGUGAAGGUAAAUUAAUAAUUCGAUCACUGCCUUCAUUGGUUGAGUCUCGAAAAUUCUGUUUAGAACUACCGAAUCCAGCUAAUGUUAGCUUUGAUUUUACAACUUUUCUGCAAAUCUAUAUAUUUUCUAUGUCUUUUGGUUUAUACUAUAAUAUGAGACAUUUAUAUUUGAGGCGGCGUAAAAUAAUUGGUCCUCGACCAAUUAAAGGAGCAGAUCAAAUGGGUUAUUUUUCUUUUGUACCAUUCUUGCGUUCAUUAGUUCGUGGAUCAAAUAUGAAAAAUCUCUCUACUACCACCAGUACUAUUAAAAAGAAGUAUGUAGGUAAUCGCAACAGUUUACCGAAAUUAAACUAA